Saprolegnia diclina VS20 is the source of this 1890-nucleotide messenger RNA. RefSeq names its product TKL protein kinase. The coding region runs from base 17 to 1861 and encodes 614 amino acids. Lineage: Eukaryota; Oomycota; Saprolegniomycetes; Saprolegniales; Saprolegniaceae. The record is from RefSeq and is a predicted model, not a curated record. The transcript has 14 exons. Gene Ontology annotation, biological process: protein phosphorylation. Gene Ontology annotation, molecular function: protein binding; protein kinase activity; ATP binding.
UGGCAAUCUUCUGUUCAUGGGCGUCUUGGACUGGGUUGGCCUCGGCGCAGAGAGCGACCUCGCGUGCGCGUCCUUUGCCGGCGACAAGAGCUACGUACAGCGGCUCCUCGACCACGGCGUGAGCCCCAACAGCGUCCGCCAGGGCUGCAACGCGCUCUACCUGGCAACUUCUACGGAGAACACUGCCAUGGUGGCGUUGCUGCUCGAGGCUGGCGCCGACGCCAACGCGCGCACCUGGUUUGGCCGACCGCCGCUCGUCGCUGCCAUUCGCAAGUGCCAUGCUGCGAUCGUUGAGCUUCUUCUGGACGCUGGUGCAGCUCCCGAUGCCAGCGACAAGUCACAGGUCCCACCGCUGGUUCUGGCAACUGCCGCGGGGGAUGCCGGCAUCGUCGAGCUCCUUCUGUGCGCUGGCGCCAACGUCACCCUCACGUCGCCGAAAGGACGGUCGGCGCUGUACGUGGCGGCAGAGCGGGGACAUGGCGACGUCGUGGCGCUUCUCCUGCCUCGCGUUCAAGAGUCGAAGCAGUCUUUGACAGACUCCAUGGCUGUUGCGGCAGCCAACGGUCACGACGCCGUCCUCGAGUGCUUCCUUGCGACGCAUGCGCUUUCGACGCAGGAGGACGCCGAAGCCUUGCUGGCCGCCGCCGCCGCUGGCCACGAAACCAUCGUACGCCGCCUGAUCGCAUUCGGUGUCCCGAUCGACUCGACCGACGUGAAAGGAAAGACAGCGCUGCUACUGGCUGCCGAGUAUGGCCACCUCGCAGUUCUGAGUUUCUUAUUGGACGCCGGCGCCAGCGUCAACCAACUCGAUAAGUUUGGCGAGUCUUCGCUCUUCGUCGCUGCCCGGGGCGGCCAUAUACCGGAAGUCACACGCCUGCUAUCGGCCAAGGCAGACCUCAACAAACAAAACAAGAAUGGCGUGUCGGCGCUCGUCGUAGCCAUCGCCAAGGGCCACAGCGAGAUUGUGCGGCAGCUGCUUCUCGCCGGCGCCUCUCUAUCGCCCUCGCGCCUCUUUGAUCCGUUCACGGUGGCCCGCAACCACGGGCACGACGACAUUCUUCAAAUGCUCUCGGAAGCGACGGCCAUGGCCAACGAGCUGCCGCGUCUUCAAAUUCUCGGCCGCGGCCACCAAGGCUUUGUCUACCGCAGCACCUUUCGCAGCGAACAAGUUGCGGUCAAGUCGGUGUUUGUGCAUCAUGGCGAGUCGACCACGUCAUUGGCAACUGCCGUCGCUGCGCUGACCAAACUCGACUGCAUCAACCUCGUGCGACUGCGCUAUCUCAAGCUGCCGCCGCUGGAGCCGCCGCUGCUCGUCAUGGAGUACGUCGACGGCGGCCAUCUGCGCCACUACCUCGACACGCACAAGAGCGCGACCUUUGCCAGUCUGCUGCCGAUCGCGAUCUCGAUGGCUAAGGGGUUGCGCUACCUCCACGAACGGGAGAUUGUGCACGGCGCCUUGAAGAGCACCAACGUCUUGCUGCCGGCCAUGACGCCGAGUGUCGCCAAGCUCGCGGGCUACGGCCUCCCGCAGCAGCUCCACGUGACUAACCCGGUCGAGAACACGCUGUGCUGGACGGCGCCCGAGGUCCUCUUGGGCCACGAGGCGUCGCCGGCCGCCGACGUCUACGCCCUCGGCAUCGUCCUCGUCGAGCUCGAGACGCGCGCGGCCCCGUACGCGACGCUGACGAUGGACCUCUGGGAGGUCAUGGUCGCCAUCAAGAACGGCUGGCUGCGCCCCGAGCUGAGCCCGCGCUGCGAUCUGUGGUUCCGAGAGCUCGUCGAGACCUGCUUGCACCAAGAGCCGUCGGCGCGCCCGUCGAUCCAAGACAUUUGCGCCAUCCUCGAGGCGCAUCAUACGUAGCUACGCGACUAAGAUCUUGUCGUACCGUA